Cylindrotheca closterium is the source of this 1257-nucleotide messenger RNA. Lineage: Eukaryota; Bacillariophyta; Bacillariophyceae; Bacillariales; Bacillariaceae. The record is from the annotation of a GenBank genome assembly.
AUGAUCAAUCCGUCGUCGCACAUUGGUGCGGCAUCUGCAUUGAUAGGAGCUUCCUAUGUUGGUCUCAAAUGUGACAGUAUUGUACCAAACAGUGGCAUUGCGGGGACUCUCAUUGUGGCAGGGUUGUUGUCCAACAGCUUCACAUUGGUACCGACUCUUCACCCUUUGUAUGAUAUAUGCUGGAGUCAUAUAUUGCCAGCAUCUUUGGCUUUGCUCUUGCUGGGGUAUCGGUCAGAUGGGGAUUCUCUCCAGAAAUCAUCAUCUACCAAUCAAGAUACAAGUUCUUCGGCUGCAUCUUCGAUAUUUCGAUUGUUCAUCCCAUUUUUGACUGCUUCAUUCGGUUCAUUGCUUGGAUGUUUCAUGAGCUUCAAAUGUUCCCAGGCUUUGGGUUGGCUUACUUUGGCGAAUGCGAAGGCAGCUACGGCAUGCUUGUCGGCAAGCUAUGUUGGAGGCUCCGUCAAUUACUUUGCAACAGGGAGGAUGAUCAAUGCAAGCUCCGACUUACUUGGCUCCUUGGCGACAGCAGAUUUGCUGGUCAUGGCUAUUUAUUUUUCGUUCCUGUCUAUGUCGUUAGAUUGGAAGUGGCUAAGAUCAAGAUUUUACGUUCCAAGCGUGACGGCAGAUGAUUCUUCCAUCACGGUGCCCUCUACAAACAUGCAAAACACAAAGGUGAAAGUUCGGUCCCGCAGAGUUUUUGUAUCAAAAACAUUUGCUGGUAUAGCACUCAUGGGGUUUUCACUAUGUAUCGCUGAGGUAUCAAACUGGGUAGAGAGAAUGAUUCAGCCAUGGGUUCCAGGGACCGGCUCGGCGGUAAUCGCCAUUUGCACUCCAAUCAUCAACUCGCUGAUUAACUCUCGCAGAUGGUUUCCGACACUGAGCGAGACUGCAAAUCAGCUUGGAGGCUUUCUCUUUCUUUGCUUCUUUGCUUCCAUCGGAUUUGGUUGUGAUCUCAGGGGUGUGGUUGGUUUGGGUCCUGCUUGCCUUUGUUUUGCUACGCUGGCAAUAUUGAUACAUCUUGUGGUUGCUCUGGUAGGGUCUUCCACAUGCGCCCGCCGCCUAAAGAUCGAACUGGAAGACGUUUGGAUCGCCUCGAACGCUGCAAUUGGUGGUCCAGCCACUGCAGCCGCAUUCUGUAGCCGAUUGAAUGGUUCAUCAAAUCUACGAGGAAAGACAUUGGCAGCCACGUUUUACGGGUGUGCCGGUUAUGCGAUUGGUACUACACUUGGUUCCCUUAUGUUCCGUUUUGUUGGGGGCUAA